Molecule: messenger RNA, 1245 nt
Organism: Rotaria sordida
Lineage: Eukaryota; Metazoa; Rotifera; Eurotatoria; Philodinida; Philodinidae
Source: the annotation of a GenBank genome assembly
AUGUUAUUUCAAAUUUGUCUUAUUAUUUUGUUUUUAACAACAAUUUGCGCUCUACAACUUAAUUUUUAUACAUCUGUUGGUCAAGUUCGACAAGAAAUUUCGGUUCAAGAUGGAUAUUUUCAAACAUAUUUUAGUGAUCAAGAAUAUAAUGCUAUUGUACCGGGAACAAUUGAUUUUCCUGGUCAAAAAAUAAUUGAACAAGAUUUAUAUAAUUCAAAUGAAGAAUUACGUAAUACUGAUAUUUAUAUUCGUCUUAAUAAAUAUGAAAAUAAUCAAGCAUUAAAAGCAAAAUUAAUUGAUCCUUAUUCAUUAUUAAUUAAAUAUAAUUCAUCACGAUAUAUUUAUGUGUCACGUGAUCAAAUUGAAUUUAAUACAGAUCCAUUAAUGGAUGGAAUGAUUUUAUCUGUUCGAUUAGAUAAUCCAACUAUAACAAAAACUAAUAUGACUUAUUUAACUCGUGGUCUUUGGUGGACACCAAGAUAUGAAGUUAGCGUUAUUGAUGAUCAAUCUGCUACUCUUCGAGCUCUAGCUGAUAUUAAUAAUGAACAUAAACGCAUCUAUGAAAUUACAAAAAGUCAAUUGAUUACUGGUAGUGUCCCAUUAACUUCAACUUCUAUACGAGCACCAGCUUCAAUGGAUACACAACGUGUAGAAUAUAUGGCAGGUGCUAUGAGUGAUACAUCUUCAUCGAUAUCAUUCAAAGCAGAUUCAACGAAUUUCGGUAGUUAUUCGUAUAAUAUAACACGUGAAUUUUAUCUUCUACCAAAAUCUAUUAAAACAUUUCCAUUUCUAUCAGUUAUGAUAUCAUUUAAUUAUACACUUGAAACAACAAUAUAUUUAUCAACUGGUACUAAUUCUGGUUUAUUUCAACGUACAUUUAUUAUACGACCAUCAGAAUUUUUACCAGCUGGUACAAUAACAUUUUAUUUAGUAACAACAGGAAAUGAUCCUGAUGUUAAAUUUAAUAUAAUUAGUGUUAUAACAGCUACUCGACAAACACCAACAUAUGGACAAGAUCUUAAUGUAAAUGUAACUAUUUCAAAUCGAAAAGAUAAACAAAUUGUAUCAGUUAAAUUAACUAUUAAUAGUGGAUAUAGUAAUACAACAUUAAUAAUAAGAAAUCGAUCAUCAUCCAAUAUAAAAAUUAAUCAAGAUUCAAAUAAUAAAUCAAUAUUAAUUAUUCGAGCUAUAAUUAAAGCAAAUCAAUCUGAAAUCUGCGCAUUUUCUCUUAAACAAUCGAAUUAA